AUGGCUCUUACUUUUCCUGGCAUGUUCUCGCUGGAGAACAGGACAGCUGUCAUCACAGGAGCAACGAGAGGCAUCGGAGCCGCAAUGGCUGUUGCUCUUGCAGAAGCAGGUGCUGAUAUUGUUUUGAUCCAGAGAGAUACCUCCAACACUGCCACAAAACAGGCAAUCGAGUCCCUCUCCCGCAAAGCAACCAUCUACACGGCCGACUUGGCUUCGCAAUCCGACGUCUCGGGUCUGGCUAAAAGGAUUCUCGACGACGGCCACGAUGUCUCGAUCCUCGUCACCUGCGCUGGCAUCCAGCGCCGCCACCCGGCGCACGAGUUCCCGCUCUCGGACUGGGACGAGGUCCUCCAAGUCAACCUGACCACCGUCUUCACCAUGUGCAGAGACUUUGGGGCGCACAUGCUCACUCGGCCGGGCCCACAUCGCGGGUCCAUCGUCAAUAUUGCCAGCCUCGUCAGCUUCUCCGGUGGGCUCACCGUCCCAGCGUAUGCCAGUGCCAAGGGAGGGAUUGCACAGCUCACCAAAGCCCUGAGCAACGAGUGGGCGGGCCAAGGGGUGAACGUCAACGCCAUUGCCCCCGGGUACAUCAAGACAGACAUGAAUGAGACCUUGAUCAACAACAAGACGCGCGCCAGGCAGAUUCUCGAGCGCAUACCCAUGGGGAGAUGGGGCACCCCGGAGGACUUCAAGGGCCCUGUCGUAUGGUUGGCAAGUCCUGCGAGCGCGUACGUGUCCGGUCAUAUACUGGUUGUUGACGGUGGGUGGAUGGGGAGGUAG
Messenger RNA from Cladophialophora psammophila CBS 110553, 780 nucleotides. RefSeq names its product 2-deoxy-D-gluconate 3-dehydrogenase. The transcript has 3 exons. The record is from RefSeq and is a predicted model, not a curated record. Gene Ontology annotation, molecular function: oxidoreductase activity, acting on the CH-OH group of donors, NAD or NADP as acceptor. NCBI's taxonomy places the organism in Eukaryota, Fungi, Ascomycota, Eurotiomycetes, Chaetothyriales, Herpotrichiellaceae. The coding region runs from base 1 to 780 and encodes 259 amino acids.